AUGGCUCAAUGGGGAGUGGUGCAAAGUUGCUUGUUCUGUGGUGAGCUAAGCGAGUCCAGAGACCAUCUCUUCUUCGCAUGCCCGUACACAUUCACUGUAUGGUUAGCAGUUGUGGGGGAUCUCUUGGUAGUUGAUGCUGACCCAGAUUGGGAGACAACUCUUGGUCAGUUAGUGGAGCUCAGGUAUGAGAAGCUGGACUAUAUCCUGUUGAGAUUAGUGUUUCAGACUGCAAUCUAUUACAUAUGGAAGGAGAGAAAUGACACGAGGCACAUGGGAAAGCCAAAGACAGUAGACCAGAUCACCAAACUCAUUGAGAAAACAGUCAAACACAGGAUUAUGUCCACUAGAUACUUUGAGAAUCCUAAAUUGUUGGGACUGCUCCAAAGAUGGUUUCGUGGGCGGUAG
Brassica napus (rape) is the source of this 405-nucleotide messenger RNA. RefSeq lists its product as uncharacterized. The record is from RefSeq and is a predicted model, not a curated record. Lineage: Eukaryota; Viridiplantae; Streptophyta; Magnoliopsida; Brassicales; Brassicaceae. Bases 1 to 405 code for a protein of 134 amino acids. The transcript has a single exon.